Molecule: messenger RNA, 2629 nt
Organism: Lampris incognitus (smalleye Pacific opah)
Lineage: Eukaryota; Metazoa; Chordata; Actinopteri; Lampriformes; Lampridae
Gene: trnt1
Product: tRNA nucleotidyl transferase, CCA-adding, 1
Exons: 8
Coding region: 45-1328 (427 amino acids)
Biological process (GO): RNA processing
Molecular function (GO): RNA binding; nucleotidyltransferase activity
Source: RefSeq, a predicted model, not a curated record
UGAGUGUAUGGUUUUUUCCCGGAAAUAUUCUCAUGCUUUAGCAGAUGUGGGGCAGACUAUUAAGCCCUUUGGUGCCAGGCAGAUCAAGUUUGAUUUGGAGAAGUCUUUUUACCAUGCAGUUGAAGACCAGCGAAUUUCAGACCUUGCUCACGGAUGGUCUCAAUGAACUAGCAGAGCUUUUUGAGAAGCACCAAUAUGAGUUGAGAAUAGCUGGGGGUGCUGUGCGGGACCUCCUGUCUGGAAAGCGUCCAGAAGAUGUGGACUUUGCCACCACUGCCACCCCAAACGAGAUGAAGAGAAUGUUCCAAACUGCAGGGAUCAGGAUGAUCAAUAAUAAAGGAGAGAAGCAUGGGACCAUUACAGCUCGACUUCACAAUGAGAACUUUGAGGUGACUACAUUGCGUGUGGAUGUUCAGACAGAUGGAAGGCAUGCCGAGGUGGAAUUCACCACUGACUGGCAGCAAGAUGCUGAGCGAAGAGACCUCACUAUCAAUUCUAUGUUUCUAGGGUUGGAUGGAACUUUAUAUGACUAUCACAAAGGAUAUGAAGAUCUGCAGAGACGUAAAAUUCGCUUUGUUGGCAAUGCUGAGCAAAGAAUCCAAGAGGACUACUUGAGGAUCCUGCGGUAUUUCAGGUUCUAUGGCAGGGUGGCAUUGGAGCCUGGUGACCAUGACCCUGAAACGCUGGAUGCUAUCAGGGAUAAUGCUCAUGGCCUUGCAUCCAUAUCAGGGGAGCGUAUCUGGGUAGAACUGAAGAAGAUGGUAGUUGGCAGCCAUGUUAGUCAUCUUCUAGAGCUCAUGUACAGCCUUGGGCUGGCUAAGUACAUAGGUUUACCUCCAGAUGGUGAUGUCGAGGAGAUGAAACGAGUUUGGCAGCAUGCUAAGGGCCACUCUCCCAAGCCCAUGACUAUCUUGGCUGGUCUCUUCCACUGCCCCGAGGAUGUGGAGAAAAUGGACCUCCGUCUGAAGGUGUCCAAGGAGGAGAAGACUCUGUGUCUCUUCCUGACCAAGCGCAGACGAGAUCUCCAAAAGAGCCCAGACAAACCAGAUAGCCUUGUGCCCUUCACAGACUUUAUUAUUGACAGUCGCGAAUUGGACACCAAAAUUAAAGUGUGUGAACUGCUCAAGUACCAAGGGGAGCACAAGUUACUGGGAGAGCUUAGCCAAUGGUCCAUCCCACGCUUCCCCGUCAGUGGUCACGAUCUGAGAAAGAUGGGCAUUACGACAGGAAAGGAGAUAGGAACCACUUUACAGGAACUCCGUGAAAUUUGGAAGAAAAGUCACUACCAGAUGGACAAGGAGGAACUCCUCAGUUGCAUCAAGUCCUGAAUGAUUCAAGAUAUUCAGUGGCCAGAGGGUUUUUUUCUUUGUGUGCGUUUGUGUGUGAAAAACGGAAACAUUUACAGUCUGUACAUAUUUGCAUUGCAACAGUUGCUCUGCACCAGAUUGGCAAUGCAUCUAAUUGCCAACAUCUUUCAAUUUGCUUGACUGAAGGUUUAAGUUGCUAAGCAAGGACUGCGUGAUAACUUUACUGUGUACCCACUAAUGGUUCUUUUGUCCUAAAUUUGCCAGGAGCAGUUUUCUUUAAUUUCCAUUCCCAUGCAGAUUUAAACAGAUUUUGCACACUGAGCUCCCAGCGUCACAGCCGCUACCAUAUGAUACAAGUUUUGAAUUGGCAGAAGAAAUUGAUUAUACCAUGUGUUAUUACAGACGGCUGACGUUUAUGGCAAGCCGGUUUAUCGUUUAUUCGUUGUAAGGCACUAGUUGCUAAACUAUAAACACCAGUGCUUGUUUUGUUUUUUUAGACACUAGUCACUAUUCUGACUGUCACUAGUUGCUAUGUGAAGCCACUAGUUGCUAAAACGUAGAUACUUGGUAUAUUAGAAUAAGCUCUAGUUGCUAAUUUCAUUAUUAGUUACUUUUCACUUUUUCUCUCUCAAUUCAAUAACCGCUAGUACUUUUAGUUACAAGUACAUUAUUUUCUUUUACAAGUAACAAUUCAAUAAACACUAUAUUUACUAGUAGUUGACUCGUCAUAAUCGAAGGUGACUAGUCAUAAAUUAGUAACUAGUGCUUAUUCUAAUAGAUCUAAUUUUUAACAAGUGGCUUUACAAUAGUGACUAGUGUUUUAGUUGCUAGUGUCUAAUUUUUUGUGACUAGAAGCGGCUGUAUGGUGGUUUUAUGUUUGCCUGAGCUGACUGAAUCCAAAUCUGUGUUUCUGUUCACCGAUAGGACCCUGGUGAAUGGAGAGAGAUUGCAAAUGUUACAUCACCCCAGUCACUAUAUAAAUACAAUGCAUGUUCAACAGCAACAUAAGCAAAAUGUAUUUCUUUUUAAUCAUACUUCCUUAAUUUAGAUUUGUUUGACCUAACAGGAUUACUGGAUUUGUCACAUAAUUGCAGAAGGAUGUUGCUUUGUGUAGCAAUAAAAAAGAAUGAGAAGAACGUCAUUAUUUUGUUAUAUUUAGUCCAUUCGUUGAAGUGUAUGCAUAAUUUAACUGGACUUGAUGUAUUCAGUCCCUGGUAACAAACCUAAUUUAUUGUCACAGCCAUUGAAAGACUGCUCCUCCCUCCAUAAGCCCAGAGAUAUAAAGCCAGCCUGCCAUCUGCACCAGUUCACAGAAAUGUGCA